Messenger RNA from Penicillium cosmopolitanum, 570 nucleotides. RefSeq lists its product as uncharacterized. The record is from RefSeq and is a predicted model, not a curated record. Lineage: Eukaryota; Fungi; Ascomycota; Eurotiomycetes; Eurotiales; Aspergillaceae. Bases 1 to 570 code for a protein of 189 amino acids. The transcript has a single exon.
AUGCGCCCGGCCUUCCACCACCUCUGCCUCCUCCUCUGUCUCCUUUCUCCCGUACUCGCAGUCGGCCCAUCCUGUCUAAAAGUCGUCACCGCACUCGUUGGCCGACCGAGCCACAUUUUCAACAAGUUCCAGACCGAGAUUUGUGAUCGAGGAUGCCAGCCUACAAUCCCUCAUUGGGACCUUUGGACCCGCAAUAACUCCUUUGUUCCCGCCGUCCAAAGCCUGAUGAAGCGCAUGAAUGUCCCCCAUCAGGAAGAGGCUCUGCUGAAAAUGGGCGACGACGUGGCUGUCAUCAUUAAGCGUCGCUGUGAACCGCUGCUGCAUGGCCGCCAUAUUUGCUCCGAUCCCAACACACUGGCCGACUUUGGAAAUUGCUUCAAGCGCAACUUCCUGCAGGCAUCGAUCAAACACCUUCCGGUGCUGCUCCCCAUGGCGUCGGAGCAAGCUUGCCGUGAGCAGCACAAGUUUCUCCAACAAGAUGAGCUCUGGGAAGAAACCAUCCCCCAGAAUAUGCGGGAUUAUGCCAGUGUUUGCGACAAACUCAGUCCCCCUGAGCAUGAGGAAUUAUGA